Molecule: messenger RNA, 2001 nt
Organism: Schistosoma turkestanicum
Lineage: Eukaryota; Metazoa; Platyhelminthes; Trematoda; Strigeidida; Schistosomatidae
Source: the annotation of a GenBank genome assembly
UCUGUGAUUUGUCCUUGAGGGGCUGUGUCACAUUCAACCUUGAUGGCAUCGUGGGAAGAUCAGUUAGGUUCGGAUGUGCCUGUUACUACUAAAUUCUCUCAGCUGGAUGUAAAUGCACCCGAAUUUAUACCUGGUCAACCGUAUAUCUACAAGCCAUCAGAUGUAAUUCCUUCUAAUGCAGGUAGUGAACUACCAGCUCAAACUCUAGAAUCCAAUAAUACGCUUGAAGAAGAAAUAGAAGUUAAACCUGUGAAAAACGAAGAAGCUGUUAUAAAUACGACCUCUGUCGUUCCGGAUAAAGACACACUUAAUCUGGUAUUUAUUGGACAUGUCGAUGCCGGAAAAUCAACAAUUGGAGGCCACCUAUUAUACCUAACAGGUAUGGUAGACAAGAGGACUCUUGAAAAAUAUGAGCGUGAGGCUAAAGAAAAAAAUCGGGAAAGUUGGUAUCUGUCAUGGGCUUUGGAUACAAACCCCGAAGAGCGCGACAAAGGUAAAACGGUUGAAUGCGGUCGUGCCUACUUCGAAACCCCUAAGAAGCGAUUCGUCUUGAUUGAUGCUCCUGGUCAUAAAUCGUAUGUACCCAACAUGAUAUCAGGUGCAUCAGUUGCUGACAUCGCUAUACUUGUGAUAUCAGCUAGACGUGGAGAGUUCGAGACAGGGUUUGACAAGGGCGGGCAAACCAGAGAACAUGCUUUGUUAGUUAAAACUGCCGGUGUUAAGCACUUGAUUGUGUUAGUCAACAAAAUGGAUGAUCCAACUGUUUUGUGGGAUGAGACUCGCUACACGGAAUGCAGAGACAAAAUUUUACCAUAUCUGAGGAAGAUAGGGUUUAACACAAAGAAUGAUGUUCACUGCAUGCCAUGUUCGGGAUAUGAUGGGGCGUUUCUUCGGGAUAUUCCAAAUGAGUCUGUCUGUUCGUGGUUCAGAGGUCCUAGUUUGCUGGAAUACCUAGAUAGUCUGCCCAGCUUUCCACGAUGUACAGAUGGUCCUUUAAGACUUCCUGUUUCCGACAGAUACAAAGAUAUGGGUACAUUCGCCUCUGGAAAAGUUGAAUCUGGAUCAGUAUCGAAAGGCCAAACGAUUGUCUUAUUACCCAAUAAAUUGAAUGUGGAGGUCAUGCAGGUGUAUGUUGGAGAUACUGAAGUUGAUUUCGCGACUGCUGGAGAACAUUGUAAGCUGAAACUGAAAAAUAUUGACGAGGAAGAUAUCAGUCCUGGAUUCUGUUUUUGUUCGGAUAGUUUAUGCCAGGUUUCAAAUCUAUUUGAUGCGCAACUACUGAUUACGGAGUACGAUUCUAUCAUUUGCCCAGGAUUUAUGGCUGUACUUCAUAUUCACUCAUGUGUAGAAGAAGUACGUAUAAGUAAAAUCGGCUGUCAGUUAGAUAGAAAAACAAAUCAGUUGCUAAAAAAGACUCCCAGAUUUAUCAAAAAGGAUGAUGCUGCUAUUGUACGGCUCACGGUUCUAGGCGGACCAAUUUGUCUAGAGAAAUUUAAAGACUUUCCACAACUAGGACGUUUCACUUUACGCAUUGACGGAAAAACAGUUGCCAUCGGGAAAGUUAUGAAAAUUUUGGAAUCUGCUAAUCCCGAUUAGUGAGAUUGUAUAUUUUUAAUCCACUAAAAUAUUAUUAUCCGGUUUCGUAAAUGUGGUAAUGAUCUUUGAUUUUUCAUUUAAAUGUGAUUUGAAAAGUCGACAAGUGUCCAUUUGCAAUAAUUUAAUCAUUUUUAUCUGCAGCUUUCGUUUGUUUAUCAAUUUUGAUGAACAAGAUUUUGUGUUAUUGAAAUAAGCUGUACGAAUUCGCUGAUGUGCUGUAUCGAAAAUGUUUUUUGAUGAUAAAAUUAAUUAUAAGGUAACAGUACUCUUCUCGCAAACAAUCUUAUUAGGGCAAACCUUUUAGAAGCUUAUCGAGUUGUCAAAGUAAUCCAAAAAUUUAUUCUGACUAUAAAUAUAUAGUUAUCGUUGUUUUUCCCAAAGAUUGACAAACUAAAUUUAGCUUGC